Aspergillus ochraceoroseus IBT 24754 is the source of this 3417-nucleotide messenger RNA. Its product is annotated as calcium/hydrogen antiporter. Bases 1 to 3417 code for a protein of 1138 amino acids. Lineage: Eukaryota; Fungi; Ascomycota; Eurotiomycetes; Eurotiales; Aspergillaceae. The record is from RefSeq and is a predicted model, not a curated record. Gene Ontology annotation, biological process: calcium ion transmembrane transport; intracellular calcium ion homeostasis. Gene Ontology annotation, cellular component: membrane; endomembrane system. Gene Ontology annotation, molecular function: calcium:proton antiporter activity. The transcript has 5 exons.
AUGGCGAGCAAGCAGGGCGACGAUCGACCUGCUUCUCUUCCUGCCCACCCCGAACCUCCGUCGCGUUUUACCUCGAGCGCGACUGGAGAGGAGAUGUCUGGUACAGUUCGCCAGUCGAGACUGACAGGCCAAAGUAGAAACUAUGGUACGAUAGAGUCUUCUGAAAGGGGACCUCUGGAGUCGCAGACGGCAGAUGUCCAACCCGACAGCUCUAGUCGCGUCCUUCCACCCUCGUCCCCAUCCAUAGGACCCUUGCAGCUUGAUAAAGACAGACCGAGAAAGCCAUCGGUAACACGUCGCAUGUCAUCCAAACGUCAAUUUCCCCAUAAAGGACAGGAAUUUUCCACCGAUGAUGAUGUGCUAGAAGUGGAGGAGGAUAUUGCCUUGCAGCAGGCAGCCAUCCCUCAGCCCUCCCCGAGAAUACGGCCUCAACGGCAACCAAGCUCGACUCUGCGUCGAAAACUCAAUUCCCGAAUCAAUCCUUUUGUGCCUUCCGACAAUGAAGAUGAUGACGAUUCAGCCCUCCCAGAAUCGAGCUUUGGAGCGAUGAUAGACUCCCCCCCCGAAGAGCUUGAGGAAGACAACGAAAACGGCAGUGGGCAGGGAAGUGGGGAUGAUGAUGAUGAUGAUGAUGAUGGCAACGACGACGACGACGACGACGACGAUGACGACGAUGGCAAUGUUAGUGAUGCUGAGAGCUUUACACUCAAGGAUCGCCAACAAGCCAUCAAUGAAACCCACCCGUUCGGAAUAAGGCUCUGGAAACCCGCCUUGUACAAGAAGAGUCGCUCGGUGGAGAAGACUGCAGAGGGCGAUAUCCACUCAUCUCCUGGAGGUCGAGUUGGUAACCUGCUAUUCCUGACAAAUCUGCUGUGGACAGUCUUCUUCGGAUGGUGGCUUGCAAUCGCGGCUCUAAUGGGCGCCGUCGCCUGUUUUCUUUUCUCCUUCUCUCCUAGUGCAGUUGAAUAUGGAAAAGCCUUCGCCGGCCUCUCAUGGUAUCUAUUUUAUCCCUUCGGAUCCUUUGUCCGCCUCGAUACAGAUGAGAUCUAUGCAGAGGAAGAUGAGGGAGAGGGCCGGAGUAUUAGCGAGUACGAGCAAUGGCAAAACGGCGAUCUGGAGCACGGCGGGUUGUUCUUUGGGCCCCGUCGAGACCGGUCCCUUGUUGGAAGAAGAAGGAAUAGUGUCGACUCGGCUGGCGAGCAAGAUAGCCUGCUGGGCCGAGCACCAAGAGGACGUUCUCAAGACAGCCUCCUCGGCCAUCCCAAACGGCGUUUAUUCGGCCGUGGUCAGUGGACGUUUGGUCGAGUGGUAUUCUUCGUUUUUUUCUAUUUCCUCGUCGGACCGUUGAUGCUCUUCGUAUCGCUUCUCUGUUGGCUUCUUGUCUUUUGGAUUCCGAUGGGACGUGUGACACUUAUCCUCUUUGACCACCUCCGCCGGCACCCUCUAGCUCUUUCGUACCACUCCGACACCACAUAUACCCGGAUCACCCCUGGAUCUUCUGCAUCAAUCCUUGUCUGUACUUACCGCGCAGCCGGCUUGAGAUACUGGAAGUACACUAUAGGUGGAACGAAUAUCUUUUUCAUCAACCUACUUAUGGUAGUCUUAUUCACGGUAUUUGACUACUUCCUUUUGAGUAAGACUCUACGUAUUGAGAGUUGGAUUACUCACCCGGGCUUCCUAUUCACACUCGCUCUUAUUUCAAUUAUCCCUCUCGCAUACUUCAUUGGACAGGCCGUUGCCUCGAUUUCUGCACAGUCAUCAAUGGGUAUGGGUGCCGCUGUAAACGCAUUCUUCUCGACCAUUGUUGAAGUUUAUCUCUACUGCGUUGCUUUGACUGAGGGUAAGGGCCAGCUUGUCGAAGGUAGUGUCAUUGGUAGCAUCUUUGCCGGUAUUUUGUUCCUACCUGGAUUAUCCAUGUGCUUCGGGGCCAUCAAGCGCAAAACACAGCGCUUCAAUGUCAAAUCCGCCGGAGUGACAUCGACAAUGUUAUUGUUUGCCGUGAUUGCUGCGUUCGGCCCUACGCUCUUCUAUCAGAUAUAUGGCAGUCAUGAACUCAACUGCCAUUCAUGUCAUAGCUCCGCAGAACCUGGCAGUAGCGAUUGCCGUCGCUGUUAUUUUGCCCAAGUACCAGCUGUAAACGAUAGCUUCUUCCGGAAAGCCGUGCAGCCAUACUCGUGGUUCGCAGCUGUGUUCCUGUUUUUGUCCUACGUCAUUGGGCUCUGGUUUACUCUUCGAACUCAUGCGGCUCUCAUUUGGGCUACGGAAGCGGAGGAAAAGAAAGCAGCAGCCCUUGUACACGAUCAGAGCACAGAUGACCCGAGAAAUGCUUUUUGUGGUACCGGUCCUUCUGUAUCUGCCACCGGAAGCUCUAUGCCGAGGAACUCCAUCCGUGAUUCGCAGUUAUACAAGCGAAUUCUUGGGCAAUCGCUCAAGGACGUGGGAUUGGCCGACAACACGAGUGAAUACGCUUCGGAUCAACCUGAAUCCAGCUCCGCCCAGGACAAGAACCCAUCGCCUUAUCUUGUACCACCACGAAAAGAUGGAGAUGACGGUCAACCAGGCUUCGCAGAGUUUCCUGGGCUCUCCAGUAAACAGAAUGAGAACUUCGUGCGGAAGGUCACCGAAGUCGCUGCCACUGCUGCCACUGUUGCGGCCCGGGAUGUUGCUCGACCUCGCAAAUUACCCGCAUCUCAUGGAGGUCCGCGCCAGGGAGGCAAAGGUGCCGCCCCCAAUGAUAUGAUCAAAACCGCCCUUGAAGAUCACGACGAUAUCGGUCUAGAGCCAAGCCAGAGUAGCGGCGGGCACGACGCACCCAACUGGAGUAAAACCCGGAGUUCGGUCAUUCUUCUCGUAGCCACAGUGUUCUACGCGAUCAUUGCCGAGAUCCUUGUGAAUACUGUUGAUGUGGUCUUGGAUAGUGUCGAUAUUGACGAGAAAUUCUUGGGUAUCACACUAUUUGCCCUUGUUCCCAAUACCACGGAAUUCCUAAACGCUAUUUCCUUUGCAAUGAACGGCAAUAUCGCCCUGUCUAUGGAGAUCGGAUCCGCAUACGCCCUGCAAGUUUGCCUUCUCCAAAUCCCCGCCCUGGUUUUCUUCAGCGCCAUCUACGAGCGUAUCUUUGAGCCAGCAGACCUAAUAACCCACUCGUUCAACCUCAUAUUCCCCCAAUGGGAUAUGAUCACGGUUAUCUUGUGUGUUUUCCUCCUUUCGAAUGUCUAUGGGGAAGGUAAAAGCAAUUACUUUAAGGGGUCUAUCCUCGUCCUCACCUAUCUUGUCGUUGUGAUUGGAUUCUACCUCUCCGGUUACAGUAACCUGGAUACAAUGGGAAUCGACCGCUUCGAUACCCUUGCUCUGGGAUCCAGCCAAUCCGAGAAGUUUUAUACGAUUGGGAGAUCGACGAGCGGUGCUGCUUAUUGA